UUGCCAUAUGAAGAAUGAGGUGCGUUUUCGAUAUCGUGCUUUAAUCGAAUUAAUUGGGCUGUUGACAUCAAAAUUGAACUUUUCAGGAUCAGGUGGUUGAAGACUUGGCCAAGGGGGAAAAACUAUAUCUCCAAUUACAAAGCCAUUGAAGACUUUUAACAGAAGAUUUGGUAAGAGAAAAAACAGCUUUUCUGCUCCGUCAUGGGUUUGGCUGUCAGCAAUCUGUUCAGCCGUUUAUUUGGCAAUAAGGAGAUGAGAAUACUGAUGGUUGGCUUGGAUGCUGCCGGAAAGACCACCAUCCUCUACAAACUCAAGCUUGGAGAAAUUGUCACAACCAUCCCCACGAUAGGUUUCAACGUAGAGACGGUGGAGUACAAGAAUAUAAGCUUCACAGUGUGGGAUGUUGGCGGUCAAGACAAGAUUAGACCACUUUGGAGGCAUUACUUCCAGAACACACAAGGUCUGAUUUUUGUUGUAGACAGCAAUGACAGAGAGCGCGUCACUGAAGCCAAAGAGGAGUUAAAUCGUAUGCUUAAUGAAGAUGAACUCAGAGAUGCUCAUCUACUGGUGUUUGCUAACAAACAGGAUCUUCCCAAUGCGAUGAGUACAUCCGAUUUAAGUAAUGCCCUUGGUCUGUCAAAUCUGCACGGCCGAAGUUGGUACAUCACCGGAACGUGUGCAACCACGGGGGACGGACUUUACGAAGGCCUAGACUGGUUAUCGAGUCGAGUCAAACAGAAAUAGUGCAUAACAGGCAAUUACGGUGUGAACUUUGUGGCUGAAUAACCAACCGCAAAGUUUUAAAUGCAUUCAUGCAAUAAAAUGACAAAUAAACUCUUAAAAGGUAUCUGAUCAGGAAUUCUAACUGCUUGAAGUAUUAUAGUAAAACAUACAUACAUGCAAAAUCUUUGGCAUACAGUAUGUGUUGUCCAUUGAUUCAGUGUAGGGACUCAUUUCCUAAAGAAUUACAUGUACAGCUGUGGUUACUUUGCCUUUGUUUAAUACAAUGGAAACCUUGAUUGUGAUUGGCUGCUGAACCCUGUUACCAUGGUUACUGGACAGUGGCAAAUUUACAAUAACUUGUUAUAAGGUAGGCCCCAGAACCCUGCAAUAUGAAAAAAAUAUAAUCAAUAAUUACUAACUUUCGAUACAAGGUAUGACAUAGUUACUGUCCUGAUGAAGCCCUAUGGGUGAAAAUUUGAACAAAAUUUGUCUCUCUAUGGUUGUUUUAUUCACCUUCUAUUUUGUGUGCCAUACUUACAUUGACAAUCACAUUUAAUCGGGAAUUGAUUAUUUCUUUCCUGCUACUUGGUGCAGGCAUAAUUACAUAUAUGUUAUUACAUGUACCUUUAAACAACUUGCAUGUAAAAUGCAGGGAGAUUAUUCUUUAUGGAAAGAGUACUACGCCCAGAUAAUGAAAUAUAUAGUAGGACAUACACAUACAUGUAUGUCAUUAGCGAAGUGUAAUAUUCAGAUAUUGUUGUAAGCUGAUGCUAUCGGCUUCUCUGCUCCGGUGACCACUGUGCUAUGUUGUUAUUAAAGGUCAAGUCCAUCCCAGAAAAAUGUUGAUUUGAAUAAAUUUAGAAAAAUCAAACCAGCAUAAUGCUGAA
Lytechinus variegatus (green sea urchin) is the source of this 1610-nucleotide messenger RNA. Its product is annotated as ADP-ribosylation factor-like. The transcript is spliced from 5 exons. The record is from RefSeq and is a predicted model, not a curated record. Gene Ontology annotation, cellular component: cytoplasm; plasma membrane. Gene Ontology annotation, biological process: vesicle-mediated transport; intracellular protein transport. Bases 202 to 744 code for a protein of 180 amino acids. NCBI's taxonomy places the organism in Eukaryota, Metazoa, Echinodermata, Echinoidea, Temnopleuroida, Toxopneustidae. Gene Ontology annotation, molecular function: GTP binding; GTPase activity.